Bolinopsis microptera is the source of this 1072-nucleotide messenger RNA. RefSeq names its product transmembrane protein 11-B, mitochondrial-like. Gene Ontology annotation, cellular component: mitochondrial inner membrane. The coding region runs from base 68 to 640 and encodes 190 amino acids. The transcript is spliced from 6 exons. Lineage: Eukaryota; Metazoa; Ctenophora; Tentaculata; Lobata; Bolinopsidae. Gene Ontology annotation, biological process: inner mitochondrial membrane organization. The record is from RefSeq and is a predicted model, not a curated record.
AAAUAAUUUGAGCACAGGUACAAGCUACAGCAUGUAUUGAAGAAGGAGUGUUGGAAUAGCUGAACUGAUGGCUGCUGUAAAUGAAAGUGACAGGAUCAAAUCACCUAGUGAUAAUGACGUUGUGCCUGUUGAGUCGUACCUGUGCGAGGAGGAUCACGACUGUGUAAUAAUACACGAAGUAUUUGACGGUCAGGCACCGCUAGAGAAGGGAGAGCGGGAGCUGGACAAGGCUAUGGUGGCAAAACACAGCACCAUCGUUAUAGAGCCUCAUCAGCUAGGUGAAGAAUGUAUGAGGUACAUCAGAGUUGGGAACGCCCUUCACAAGGUCUGCGUCUUAUCCGGAGUCACCGCUCUAGGUGUUUCCGGUUUCAAAUGGUCGUGGUCGAUACCGUUCAGUGCCCUAACUGUGGGGUGCGCUGCAGUGUACCAAUUCAGUUGGCAGCACGAUCCAGCUUGUAAAUAUCAGGUAGACACUGCUGGUCACUAUCUUCACAGGAUCCCGCUGGAUCAGCUCACUGCCUCUGCGCCGAUUAUCCUCCUGCGACGCGACGACCGCGUCAGGAAGAAACUCCACAAUACUAUUGCGGGUGCUUGCGGCAUCCUUCUGGUUUACCAGCUUUUUUCAUACGCUACUAGUUGAGUGCUGCAUGUUGUAGCAGUGGUUGUUGGAAGUUAUAAGUUGAAUGUUUUAAGUACCUAUGUCUAGAUUCCUGGGCUUAUUGCUUUCUUGUAUUUUUGAAUUUUGUUAUUUUCCAGUUUUCCGGAUUAAGAUAAAUCUCAGAAAAUGUUUUUCAACCAUGGAUGAUAUAACUGAACAUGAAUAUUUGAGCUAAGUAGAUGUUAGCGCGCUGCAGGAAUUAUGACAAAUGCCUGAUUAUUUAACAUAAUCGGUCUGAACGAGGAGAUAUAUUACAUUUUGUAUUCAUAAGUUUAUAUCAUGGCUCUAGUUAAUUUUUAAGCUUACCUAGCGGUACCUAUUAUAUGAUGUUAUUUUUUAUUGUUAAACUGGAAAUGUAAACAAUUCAUUCAUUGCCACCCAAUUAGGUUCAUCUAGGAAUCUUGGCUUAUUUAA